AAUCAUAGUUUGAGUUUCAGUCAGCAUAGACAGACCUCGAUCAUAAAGAUGCGUGCUUUCACUGUCUGCCUCUUGGCCUGUAUGGCCGUCUCAGCUUACGGGAUCGCCUCGUACAACACUGCUACAGAGGAGAUCCAAAACCGCUAUCUCGUUGCUCUCAACGACGAGGUCGAUGUUGGCCAGAUUGCUGAUCGUCUUCAGAAGGCUCUGAACACUCGUCGCUUCCAUCUUGGCAAGGUUCUCAAGACCUUCACUGCCGUCAGGGCUCUGUCUCUUGAGCUCAGCGAGGAAGCCGUUGACUUCGUUCGUCGCUUUGAUGGCAUCGUAACUGUUGAAGAGGAUGGUGUUGUCCGCACUCAGGCCGUCGCUUCCUGGGGUCUUGACCGUAUCGACCAGAGGAACCUUCCUCUUAAUAACAACUAUAACUCAAACUACGAUGGAUCUAACGUCAACGUCUACGUCGUCGAUACCGGUAUUUGGCAAACCCACAACGACUUCGGCCGUCGUGGCGCCGUAUUUUACGAUGCUGUCGGAGGCAAUGGCGCUGACUGCAACGGACACGGAACUCACUGCGCCGGUACCGUAGGAGGUAUCCAAUACGGAGUCGCGAAGAACGCCAACCUGUUCGGUGUUCGUGUUCUCAACUGUCUUGGAUCUGGCUCAUUCAGCGGAAUCGUUGACGGUAUGAACUACGUCGCCCUCUACGGCAGCAAACCAGCGGUUGUAUCCAUGUCUCUCGGAGGUGGAGCAUCCUCCCUCAUCGACAACGCUGUCAGGAGCCUCUUCAACAGGGGAUUCUUUGUCUCCGUGGCCGCUGGAAACAGCAACGACAACUCCUGCAACUACUCCCCAGCUCGUUCCGGCUACGCCAUGACUGUCGGUGCCACCGACAACAGGGACGCUCGUGCUUCCUUCUCUUGCUACGGCUCCUGCGUCAAUAUAUGGGCUCCUGGUGUAGACAUCACCUCCGCCUGGAUCCGAUCCGACAGUGCUACCAACACCAUCAGCGGUACCUCCAUGGCCUGUCCACACGUCUCAGGUGUCGCCGCCCUGAUGCUCCAGAACAACCCCAACACUGACCCAGGCACCCUCGGAAAUGCCAUGCUGAGCAACGCUACACCAGGACUGGUCACCGACAUCGGUUUCCUCUCACCAAAUCAACUCCUCUUCACCGUCUAAAUGUUAUACAUUACGACUUUUUGUGAUGAGUGCAAUACAUGAACUAGAAUAAAAUGAAUACAAUUGUGAUUAUGUAACUCAGAAUAUUAGAGGUAAAUGCA
Molecule: messenger RNA, 1280 nt
Organism: Strongylocentrotus purpuratus (purple sea urchin)
Lineage: Eukaryota; Metazoa; Echinodermata; Echinoidea; Camarodonta; Strongylocentrotidae
Product: aqualysin-1
Exons: 9
Coding region: 49-1179 (376 amino acids)
Biological process (GO): proteolysis
Molecular function (GO): serine-type endopeptidase activity
Source: RefSeq, a predicted model, not a curated record